AUAGAAAUGCUAAGCUAAAAAUCUUUCACUUUAAAUUAAAAUUUUGAAAUUACUUAUAGAAUAAAAAUGUGGUAAAUUCCAACGGUAAAAAAAAAAUUAAGGAUUUUCUUUGAAUUUGAGAAAGAGGAAAAUGUAGCUAAUUAGGAAGUUUUUUUUCCGUUAAUGAGGAAUAUUAAGGGUCCAUUCCCAUUACAGAAUCCCAAAUGUUCUUUUCCUCUCUACCAUUCUCCCGAUCCCUCCUCUCCUUUCUCCAUCGAGAUGUCCACUGCCACCGUCGUCUCAGCCGUUCCUCGUCGGUCCGUUUUAGUUUGAUUGCUGGUACUUUCUUGUUUAAAUCGGGAAAAUGGGUUUAUUCUCAAGCAUUUGAAUUUUGAGGAAGAGAAAAAUGUAGCUAAUUAGAAAUUUCUUUUACCGUUCAUGCGUAAUACUAAGGGUUCAUUCUCAUAAGAGCAUCUGAAUCGUUCUUUUCCCUCCAUUCUUUUCCUUUCACUCGGCUGUGAAAGCCACAAUGAAUCCUGCGAUUCUCGUCACAAACCUGAAUCAUGUUUCAAGCCCUAAUUUCUGAUCGAAGGUGGGCUCGUUUGAUUUGUCCAUUUGGGUCUGGACAUAAAUGUUCUUCUCCAGGCAGUACCAGCUUAUUAUAUGCACACAAGGCAGUAAUCCCAGCUCCCAAACGAAACUCAAGAAGUAUUUAUCAGUCACCACCCGAUUAUGUGCAGAAGGCAUUGCGUUCUUUUGAAUAAUUUAAAUGUGGAUGUUAAAGUUUCUGUUGCAUCAUGUAUUUGUGAGAUUAUGAGAAGUACAGCACCAGAUGCUCCGUGUGGUGAUGAACAAAUGAAGGUAUUCACAAGGCAGUAAUCCCAGCUCCCAAACGGUAGGCCUAGUUUGGACUACGAGUUGAACCCGACGGGACCUGUAUUGGGAACGUAACAAGACAAAGUUGAGUUGAAUAUGUGCUUGUGAAGUUCUGUACUGCAUUUAUGAGUACACAGGAACCGAAUAGACUGCUUCUUCUUUUGACUGCUCUGCUACUGCUGCUGCUGCUGUAUUUCGACAUUGUACGUGUCUUAUCUCAGAUACGAUCUAUCGCGAGUACACGUUAAGUACUUAGAAGGCAUUGCGGUCUUUUGAAUAAUUUAAAUGUGGAUGUUAAAGUUUCUAUUGCAUCAUGUAUUUGUGAGAUUAUGAGAAGUACAGCACCAGAUGCUCCGUGUGGUGAUGAACAAAUGAAGAAGUUGGUUCGGGGACUUCAUAAACCAUAGCAGAUGUGAGAAGGAAAAGAAAGCUGGAGUGCUGAGUAUGAUUCAUUCAGACCAUUUGCGGCUAAAUUUGAAUAGUCUAGCCAUCUGACUGAGAGAUAACCUGAAGUCGCCAAGCGUGGUGCAUGGAGCUUAUUUAUGGAGUGUCAUACUGUGAGUAGUAUACUAUACACAUAUGUAUGUAUAUGCGUUAUCCCCUCCCAUUUGCAUUAAGCAUGCCUUUAAAUGCGAAUGAGAUUGAUGCAACUAAGUGAUCAAUAUGAUAUGUGUGCAUGCAUUGUGUGAAAAAUUGAUUUUAAUUGCUUAGCGGGAUUGAGUUGAAUCUCUUAGACGAUGGGGCACUCAUCAGACCAUCUGUAUUGAGGGUGCAAUCUUGAGGGAUAAUAUUAGUCUAUAAGUGCUUUGUUACCCCGACUAUUGUUGAUUGCUGUUUAACAAUAUUGAUGUGAUUAUUUGUGCUUAUAUUAUUUUGAUGCUAAUUGGAUAGGGAAAGUAGGGACCUCUAGGUGCCAAGAGGUUCUUGAUGGAUGACUAGAGGGUUCAAAAGUCCGAUAUUCAGGGAAUCAUGGUCCAUUAGAGUUUGAAAUGAACCUAUAUAUAAAGAUGUUUCUAUAUAGCUUUAAAAAUAUUUUAAGCAUUGAAAAAAUAAUUAAAAAUGUUUUCGAAAUAGCGUUGUCAUUUUCUAUAAGUUUUGAACUUGAGCCUUGUGUCCGAUGGUCUUUCAGUAGUCCGCAUAUGUUUUGAGUUGCACAUGUUCAUUCAUGCAUCAUACAAUUCACAUGUCAAAUACAUCGAGUAACAUAUUGGUUGUCAGUCUCAGACACAAUGAUGCGAGUUUAAAACAAAGAGAAAAUGAAAAACUAUACUAAAAUUUAUUAGAUAUUUAUUUAGAAUAAAGUUUAGUUUUCAUUUAAUAGGAGGAUUAAAGUGAAAAUAUGGCAUCGAUAGUAGAUAUUAUAGAGAUGCAUGGCCUCUUGCAUGAGUAAGUUAGAACAUACCAAUUUAGUUUUAGUUAAUAUCUCCUUUUGUUUUUAAAUUUAACAUCUCAAGUAACUAUUUAUGUCCUAAUUUUCUUUUCUCGCUAUAAUUUCUUGUUGGCUUGAGUUGGGUUUAGUAAUUUUGGGCAUGUGAUAUUAUGAUUGGAUUGGAAAUUGAUGCUUGUAAGAUUUGGUCCAUGCUUGAAUUGGCACAAGCGAUGUCGAAGGCUAUUUAGAGUUUAAAUUGGAGAACUGAUGAUGAGUUUGAAGCUUUCAACUCUAAGAGUUACAUUGUUUGAUAAUGAUUCUUGGGCUAAUUAUAACUUCUUAAUUUUCUUAUUUUGUUACUAUCUCCGUAAUUAGGUUAGUAACUAUUCUUUAAUUUUAUUUAUUUGCAUGAAGUGAGUAAGGGCUUUGGGUUACUUUAGAUGAUGAUUAUUGAUUGUGUGCUGUGUUUGAUUUUGUGUUUAUGGCUUAAUUUUUGUAUUGUGGCAUGAGAUGUUAGAUUGGUGCUAUGCCAAAUUAUGUGAACUUUAGGUUGGUCCUUCGAAGUGUGAAUUUGAUUGGAAUUUCGGGAUUCUGUCCCUUGUGUGACAGUCCACUUGUUUGAGCAUUAUCUAGAGUUCCACAACUCCAAAUGAGGCAAAAUUUGAACCUAUAGAAACUUUGGUCCGUCCUCUAAAACUAUUUAUUUUGUGGAAGGCCUAAUUCUGCUGUUUUGGAAGUAAAAUUGAGUAUUAGAUUUUCAUAGUCAAUAUGACCUGACAGAUUGACGUAUCUGCAAUGUUUUAUUUAGUCCUCCUUGUUCACUUUUUCAAAUGGCGCAAGACCAAUUAGAAAUGAAACUAGACUUAAUGUCCUUGUGAUGUGGAAAAGAUGGUACCGGUAAUGCUUCCUAGAAUUUCUUGAGACAAUUUUGAGUAGAGCCUCAGAAAUCUGUCGUAGAUGACAGUUUGUUGAUUAUGUGCAAAUAGUAGUUUUAGAUGAUUAAUUGCUUGAGAAAAUCAAUUUUUUUUAUGCCAUGUGAUUAGUAUGUGAUAUAUUUGUUGAUACAUUGCUGGUGGGAGCUUUGGUUUUGCAAUUAAAGGUUGAUUUUAAUAUUUGUUUGCUUAUGCCCCGAAUUCUGUACUAAGUUUUUUCUUGACAGUCAAAUUUGAAAAUUAAUAUGCCAAAUUCUUCUACAAAUGAAUGGUUGAUUUUUGGGUAUUUUGUUUCCCAUCUGUGUAGUUUAUGGGUAUAAAAUGGCACUUUGAUCCAAUUGGUCGGAUCUUGACUUGUGGCUAUUUUUCUAGGGACUACCCGGAGAGAAUUUUCUAAACUAGAUUAAGGAUCUUCCUUGUUUCUUGGAUUGCUUUCUAGUUUGGAAAAUUGCAAUUACCCCUUAAUUCAAUGAAUAUUUGACAGGCUUCGAUACAAGAAUUUAUGGGAUUUAAGCCCUUAGUUUAAGUUGAAAAUGGUGCCUGAUUCAGUCUGAUAUAAUCUGAUUAGAUCUUUUAUUAUUACACUGGUUUUGAUAUCAAUUUCACGAUACUUUAUUUAAAACUUGCCAUCAACAUAGAUGAAAGUGUUUUUUAGAACUUCUUAUGUUAAGACUGAUUUCUAGGUUGUGUCACUUAUAGAUUCUUUCAUGGAAACAGGUAAACGAUUAGUGAAGGUAAGGCCUUUUCAGGUUAUAGUGCCCAAUUUUUUUAUAUUAAUCAUUGAGGCUUUAAAUUCUAUAUGCUACAGGUCUCCUUUUGCAUAUCGAAAGGCAAAGGGAAUUAUUUGAAGCAUGAACCCUUUACAUUAGUGAUAGACAAUUGGCUCUUUCAUACCUUGCUGCCAUGCAGGUUAUUGCAUACGGUACACACCAUAUUGUGGAGCAUUGGAAUGCUCAUGGUCACAAAUUAAGAAGCAUUGCUUUUAAUCUUCAUGCAUUUAUUUUUCUGUAAUGAUAUGUUUUAUAUUAUGUUUAAAUAUAUAACUGCAUCUCAUACUUUCAGUUGAUUUGUGUUAUCAUGAGAUUGCUUUAUAAUGUAGUUGUUUAUAUUUUCAGCUAUGUGUUUCUUAGUCAGCGGAAUGAUGGCUAUACCUCCAGAUGUAAUUUGUUUUAUCACUUCCUGUUCUUUCUUGUAUAUCUUCUUCCCUUGCAGGUGACAUGCUGCUUGCGUGCUGUGGCCUUUCAAGAGACUGUGUUUGUUCAAGAACAUGCAGAUAUUAUUGGUUGCCCUAUUGUACUACCACGAGUAUUAGAGCAUGAUAACAAAACAAUAUGUCAUCGUAUGGCUUUAGUCUGUGGUACUUCUACUUGUCAUAUGGCUGUAUCACAGAGCAAGCUGUUCAUUUAUGGGGUUUGGGAACCUUUUUGGUCAGACAUAUCGCUAUUUGAACUACUGAACAAUAAAUUGAGGACUAUAAUCGAUGACAUAAAGGCUCCAUUCCUUGAUGCUUUAACACAAGAUGUACAUGUUCUUCCCAACUUCCAUGGAAAUAGGUCUCCGGCUGCAGCUCCAAAAACAAAGGGAAUUAUUUGCGGCAUGACCCUUGACAUAAGUGAUAGACAAUUGGCUGUUCUAUACCUUGCUACCGUGCAGGGUAUGGCAUAUGGUACACACUAUAUCAAUUUCUAUAUAGCGUGUACAUGUUCUUGCAUAUGGUUUUUUGUUCUUGAGCUAAAUAUAACUUUUUAAUUUUCUUAUUUUGUUUACUAUCUCAACUUCUAUUUCUAAGGUUAGUACAUCUACCUUGUCUUUAAAUAAUUCCAUGAUAGGGUUAGUAGCUAAUUUUGAAUUUUAUUAAGUUGCAUGGUGGAGUUCCUUCAAAAGUCAUGUUGGGUUAUUUUACUUCUUUUGUUUGAUUCUUGAAUUGAAUCGUUUGCAAUAUAGUAUGAUGAUUGUUAAUUAGAAAUAUAAAAUUUAUAAACUCUAAUUUGUUAAAAAUGGUAUGUGCUUGAAGAUUGUAGCUCGAAGAACAUAAGAUUUGCCUCGGCACAUGUUAAGUUGAAGAACUGAUCAUCAGUUAGAAGCUGAUACUUGAAAAGCUAAGUUGUCUAUUCUUCAGCUAAAUAUAACUUUUUUUUUUCUUAUUUUGUUAACUAUCUCAAUUUCUAUUUCUGUGUUAGUACUUCUACCUAAUCUCUGCCAAACAUUACUUUUGAAGUAACUCCACCAUGCAACUUAAUAAAAUUAAAGAUUAGCUACUAACCCUAUCAUGAAAUUAUUUAGAGUUGAGGUAGAGGUACGGACCUA
This is a messenger RNA of Ricinus communis (castor bean), 5463 nucleotides long. Its product is annotated as FGGY carbohydrate kinase domain-containing protein-like. The record is from RefSeq and is a predicted model, not a curated record. The coding region runs from base 4234 to 4905 and encodes 223 amino acids. Gene Ontology annotation, molecular function: kinase activity. Gene Ontology annotation, biological process: carbohydrate metabolic process. The transcript has 10 exons. Lineage: Eukaryota; Viridiplantae; Streptophyta; Magnoliopsida; Malpighiales; Euphorbiaceae.